Molecule: messenger RNA, 1438 nt
Organism: Gossypium raimondii (Peruvian cotton)
Lineage: Eukaryota; Viridiplantae; Streptophyta; Magnoliopsida; Malvales; Malvaceae
Product: 3-oxoacyl-[acyl-carrier-protein] synthase II, chloroplastic
Exons: 12
Coding region: 3-1307 (434 amino acids)
Biological process (GO): fatty acid biosynthetic process
Cellular component (GO): chloroplast stroma
Molecular function (GO): 3-oxoacyl-[acyl-carrier-protein] synthase activity
Source: RefSeq, a predicted model, not a curated record
CAAUGGCGGUUUCCUUACAGACUACAAACAAACCAGUGAUACACCACGAAAAGCCGGCAAACAAGCGGCGGCGUGUCGUUGUGACGGGGAUCGGCCUUGUAACGGCGCUCGGUGAGGAUCCGGACGUGUUCUACAACAAUGUUCUUCAAGGCAUUAGUGGCAUAACAGAGAUUGAAAAAUUCGACACUUCUCAGCUUCCAUCUAAAAUUGGUGCUGAGCUUAAGUCAUUCUCACCGGAAGGUUUUGUUUCAUCAAAGCUUGCAAUGAGAGCUGAUAACUUUAUGCUUUACCUUAUAACCGCCGGCAAAAAGGCCUUGGCCGACGGCGGGAUUUCCGAUGAAGUUAAUGGACAGCUUGAUAAAACUCGAUGUGGGAUUAUUGUUGGCUCUGCAAUGGGAGGUUUAAGGAUUUUCUAUGAAUGGUUUGAAAAUAUGUUAAUUCUUUCAAGGAGGCCAAAUCCAUUUAGUGUGCCUAUGGCAGGAAACAACAUGGGUUGCGCAGCACUAGCAAUUGAAUUGGGUUGGAUGGGUCCAAACUAUAUAAUUAACGCAGCUUGUGCAACAAGCAAUCAUUGUAUACUCAGUGCAGCUGGUCACAUUACUGAUGGAAUAACUGACAUGAUGCUUUGUGGUGGUUCCGAUGCCGGAGUUCAUCCAAUAGGUUUGGCAGGUUUCGCGUCAUGCAAAGCUCUGUCUAAGAGGGACUGUGACCCGACCAAAGCUUCAUGUCCUUGGGACACUAAUCGUGAUGGAAUUGUCCUUGGAGAUGGAGCUGGGGUUUUGCUCUUGGAAGAAUUAGAACAUGCCAAGCGAAGAGGUGCAAGAAUUUAUGCUGAGUUUUUGGGUGGAAGCUCUAGUGCCGAUGCGUAUCACUUGACUCGGCCGCAUCCCGACGGUAUAGUUGGUUGUAUAGAGAAAGCAUUGGCAAAAGCAGGAGUUGCUAGAGAAGAUGUAAACUACAUAAAUGCACAUGCUCCUUCUACACAAGUUGGGGAUUUGAUUGAAUUUGCAGCCUUGGUCCGUUGUUUCGGCAACAAUAUGGAGUUGAGAAUUAACUCAACAAAGUCCAUGACUGGUCACCUAGCAGGGGCAACAGGUGCUGUGGAUGCAAUUGCUACAAUUAAGGCAAUACAAACUGGGUGGGUACAUCCAAAUAUCAAUCUUGAUAAUCCUGACAAGGCUGUGGACAUGAAUCUACUUGUUGGCUCAAAGAAGGAAAGGUUAAACAUUAAGGUAGCAUUGUCAAACUCCUUCACAUUGGGUGGGCAAAAUUCAUCCAUCUUAUUUGCACCUUUACACAGUGAAUAAAAGUAAGCUUUCCUCACAAUAAUCCAUAAGAAUUUGCAAAUUUAGAUCAAUUAAUUCUUCUCAAAAAUACUUAUUCUGAUAUAUAUAUUUCUUCACUUCGAAAUGUAUCGAAACCUUCUGUAAUUAGAAAG